AUGUUAACAUCAAUAAUGAAACAUUCUUUUCACUUGAAAAUCUCUCUUUUUUACAUUAUUGAAUCUUAAUAGAUUUUCUUUAAAUAAUUGAGUUUUUAAAAUAUAACAAAUUAAUUUGAAAGUAUUAUCAUUGCAAUAGCUGUAUAAUAAACAGAUAUUAGCUAUUUACGUAUCUUACAAACAAAUCGAAAUUAAGUUUUAAGCUUAUAAGGAUGCUAUGAUAUAAAUUUGAGUAAUGUUACUGUUAGAGAUGCAUAAGACAUCAUACUUUUAUAGACUUAAGAUUAUAUAAACACAUAUAUUUAUCCUAUAAAUAAUCUUACAAUGUCAUAUUUUGAUAUUUCAAAUUCUUAAAAUAUAGGAUUUAUUAUUUAGGCCAAUUAAUCUACAAUUUUUAAUUCUCAGUUUACAAAUUUGAAUUAGACGGCCACCAAUCUUAUUAAUUCUAAACUUUCUAAUAUUCGAAUAUUUGAAUGUAACUUUUAGAGUAUAAAUUUGAGCUAAGGAUAUUAAAUUCUUAGAUUGAUAAACUUUAACAAUCUAUUGAUUGAAUAGAUUUUUCAUAGUAUUUAGUAAUUUGUAAUUAAAAGAUAAUAUAUCUGA
Molecule: messenger RNA, 603 nt
Organism: Tetrahymena thermophila SB210
Lineage: Eukaryota; Ciliophora; Oligohymenophorea; Hymenostomatida; Tetrahymenidae
Exons: 3
Source: RefSeq, a predicted model, not a curated record